AGAGGAACAGCUCUAAAAUUAUUUGGCGUCUUAAAAGUAUAGCUCUAGGGUCAUGUUUAAGUUGAGAGACUGUCCGCGUGCUUGCUGAACCACGGUGUCGUAACUCUUAGAAAGCGCGCGCGCUGCUUCGCGUUGUAGUGCAAAAACAACAAAGCGCGAAGUGCAGCAGGCAGGUAGGUCCGGGAGAGAAAGACAGAUAAAAAGACCUGCUCUCCCUCACUGCGGCUUCCUCUGUGUUCACACUGACUUGUCUUAAGCGUCGAUUUUGCUCCACGUUGUGAUUCAGAAGAACUUCGAGAACGAAGAAAUCGCACCCUCAUGGAUAGUUCGAGUUCUUGUUAAGGCUGUUCAGGGAUGUGAAGAUGCAACAUUUUCUCAACUCCCCCCCUACUGAGUCGCUAAUCUCAAGACCGAUCACUUUGGACCUGCUCUCCACUCAUUUAGAAUCAGAACCAAACACCACACAUGUCUAUGUCAGCAGCUUCAGCAAUGCCAGCUCCUUACGCUGCACAUAUAAGGAAGACUUUAAGAAGAUUUUACUCCCUGCGGUGUACAUUGUCGUUUUUGUGCUCGCCAUUCCUCUCAACGCCGUCGUCAUACUGAAGAUAUGGAGGACAAGGCCCCACAUCUCCCGGAACAACAUCUACAUGCUCAACUUGGCCAUUGCUGACUUUCUGUAUGUGAUGUCCCUUCCUUUACUCAUCUACAACUAUGCCAGCCAUGACUACUGGCCCUUUGGGGAGUUUGCCUGUAAACUGGUCAGGUUUCAGUUCUACAGUAAUCUGCAUGGCAGCAUCCUCUUCCUCACCUGCAUCAGUGUGAAUCGCUACAUUGGGAUUUGCCACCCCUUCGCUGUGUGGCUGAAAGAAGGCGGCCGAAGGAUGGCGUGGGGAAUCUGCGCAGGGGUGUGGGUGGUGGUCCUCUUCCUUUGUGCACCAACUUUUAACUUUGCUGCGACAGGAAUCCAGCGCAACCGCACUGUGUGUUAUGAUCUGAGCACUCCGAAGCGCUCAGUGGAUUACUAUCCCUACGGCAUGGCUCUGACCUUCCUCGGCUUCGUGCUUCCUUUUCUAGGCGUGAUGGUCUGCUACUGCCGGAUGGCCCACAUCCUCUGCCGCCCCGUGUCCUACCACGGGGUCUCGGUAGCCACGGGGGAGAAGCGAGACAGGGCUGUGAGGAUGAUCCUUGUGGUGGCAGCCGUGUUCUGUGUAAGCUUUCUGCCCUUCCACCUUACUAAAACUAUGUACCUCGUGGUGCGUACUUUGCCCAAUGCCCCCUGUGAGAUGAGGAACUUGUUUGCAAUCAUCUAUAAGUGCACAAGGCCAUUUGCCAGCAUGAAUAGUUUCCUGGACCCUAUAUUGUUUUACUUCACCCAGCCACGAUACCGCAAGAGCACUAAGAGGUUUAUGCUCAGAGUGACCACCCUCCGGGACAAGGGAACCUCAGUGUGCACACAUCCCAUUUGACUACGUCUGUCAUUAGCUGUUCUUUCUCCAUUUUAACAGCCAUUAAGUAAGAAAGUCCUUGAAGACUGAAAUGAAUGGAAUCCAGUCUAAUUUUCAGCUACAACCAACAAGACUUGGGGUGUGUUUCUGAUUUUCAAAUGAAGAGGCUGUAACCUGUAACUGAUCAGCAUUAAACACAAAAGAAUAUGACUAAGUGGUUAUUUUGUCAUUGCACUUGCUGUAGUAAUACCGAUUGAAAUUUGAAAAGUCUUUUCUUGCAACUAAAAUCAUCUCUUUUUUUUUUUUUUAUAUGAAGAUCUUUACAUUUGUUCAGCACAAAAAUAUGUUGAAGCUGUAAAGCAUGUUGUUUCACGUUUUCACCACUGGAGGUCGUGUGUACUCCACUGCACCCAAACACUGGCUCUGCCUUGAACGUAAUCAAUAUGAUUUAUUCAGCAUGGAUCACAUUAUCUGCACUGAAGUUAAUUAUGAACCAAUUACAACCAAUGUCCAGGUCGUAGUGCACUAACUUUGGCAGUUUGGACAUUGUUUUAUUGAAAGUACAUUUUAAUGUUGGAGGUGACAUUAAUAUGUCACAUAUACUGUUAAUCUAGCAAAGAACUAUUUCAGAAGUAACAAAACGGCGAUUUAUGGGCCUAAAUGCAAGGCCUAAAGUAAGUCUAACCUUUCUGCUUCUAAGGAGUCGGUAAGAAAGACGUACCUCUGUACAAAUACAUGUUUACCCUCCAACUUAUCAACUUAAAGGAAGUAAGAUAUAGCUUUAAAAAUGCUUCUGUUAAAUAUGUUUUAUAGGAAGUAUUCUUUGUUUCCUCACUGAAUAAAAUUUCUAAAAUUACCUUGGAUUUUUAAAUGUUUCCAUAUGUGAAAUUGUCUUGGAAUUAAGUAUGAGAUCAUUUGAAGGAUUUUUUUCACAUCUUUACCAGGGGUGCCUUUCAGUGGCGAUGGUCCUAUAUUACUAAGAGUUCUUUACUAGAGGUAGUCGAGAGACAAAAUGCACUGCUUAGCAUUGCACUGUUUUAAUGGCUCUUACUGGAUACAGUCUAAAAUCUAAACUCCAUUUACAUAUUAAAUUGUUUUUAUGGUAAAUUUCCAUCAUACAUCAUAUUACAGUAAAUUUUUGCUUGUACUGUGUGAUUUUCAUUGUGAGCCUCUUUGUAUUUCUUUUAUCAUAUUAUGUGUUGUUUUUUUUUUACGCUGUUUUGUUUGAAAAUGCCAUUGUAACUGCAGAAACUGUGAAUCUGUGUGACUCAAUGAACAGUAGAAAAACAAUGUGAACAAUGCAUUUGCUGUACUUAUGUUUUGCCAGCUUUUUUUAUUAUUAUUAUUUUUGAAAAUUCUCUGUUUUAAGAAUCACAUUAACGGGGUAAUAAUGUGGUAAUACUUCAGCUCCAUUGUUUGCUUUCUGUAUUUAACUGAGAUAAUAAUAAAGCUCCAGCUGACAUAGUGUUUGAUAAAUAUGUGUUACACUGAAUGUGAAAUGUACGCAGUUCAUAUGCAUAAACAUUUAAGACACAAAUAUGAAGUGAUAUGCUUGAAGAUGUGCAUUUUGACAAAGUGUAUUUUUAGUUAUUAAAUUAUAUAACUUAAAAAGUGCCCCCUCACAUGCUCUAAAUAUGAGCCACCAUCACAUCAUGUGUUUGAUGUGAUGGUGGAAACUUAUUAAAUCUGUACAUUGCCAAUUUUAUUGUGGCUGUUCGUAGUGUUUUGAAAAGUGUAGAAGAUUUUCAUUUUAGAAAAACUGUAACGUGUCAAAAAAUGAUCGGUGUCAAAAAUGUCUCUGUGUUGUAAAUAUUUUAUUUUCUUAGACUCAUAGUUUUCUGUGAAAUUGUUUUCAAACAGUAUUGCCAUGAUUCGAAAUAACUUGUAACAGAAGCAGCUGAAAAAGCAAAUAAAAGCAGAUGCAAACUACCGUACAUAACUUCUUUGGACUAUA
Messenger RNA from Gambusia affinis (western mosquitofish), 3399 nucleotides. RefSeq names its product P2Y purinoceptor 3. Gene Ontology annotation, molecular function: G protein-coupled ADP receptor activity; G protein-coupled UDP receptor activity; G protein-coupled UTP receptor activity. The transcript has 3 exons. Bases 363 to 1466 code for a protein of 367 amino acids. The record is from RefSeq and is a predicted model, not a curated record. Lineage: Eukaryota; Metazoa; Chordata; Actinopteri; Cyprinodontiformes; Poeciliidae. Gene Ontology annotation, cellular component: plasma membrane. Gene Ontology annotation, biological process: cellular response to pyrimidine ribonucleotide; phospholipase C-activating G protein-coupled receptor signaling pathway.